Molecule: messenger RNA, 2736 nt
Organism: Alternaria atra
Lineage: Eukaryota; Fungi; Ascomycota; Dothideomycetes; Pleosporales; Pleosporaceae
Exons: 2
Coding region: 1-2736 (911 amino acids)
Biological process (GO): maturation of SSU-rRNA from tricistronic rRNA transcript (SSU-rRNA, 5.8S rRNA, LSU-rRNA)
Cellular component (GO): 90S preribosome; small-subunit processome; t-UTP complex
Molecular function (GO): protein binding; RNA binding
Source: RefSeq, a predicted model, not a curated record
AUGGAUAUCCACCGAUCCCGCUUCGUGCCUUACCCGCCAUCAGCGAUCAACGCGCUCGCCUUCUCGCACCCAGAACCCGAACAUGGACAGCAGGACCCUGACUCUCUAAGGCUGGCGAUUGGACGCGCAAAUGGAAACAUCGAGAUAUGGAACCCCGCAAGAGGCUCGUGGCUUCAGGAGAAGGUCUUCUAUGGCGGCAAGGAUAGGAGCGUCGAAGGACUGGCUUGGACCCAAGAGCCAGAUUCACGCGAUGCGCAUGGCAAGGUAGUGCCUGGCCGCCUGCGACUUUUCAGCAUCGGAUACUCAAGCAGUGUCACAGAAUGGGAUCUUACUACCGGUCUUCCGGCGCGUCAUUCGGACGGUAAUCACAGCGAAGUCUGGUGCUUUGCUGCACAGCCCAGGAAGAGCGCAACAAAAGGUGCUUCGAACGAGCAGAGCAGUGUGUGCCAGAAGCUCGUGGCAGGAUGUGCUGACGGCACCAUCGUCCUUCUAUCUACCGACGACAACGAUCUCACCUUCGAACGCUUCGUAUCCCGCGCUACGAACAAGAAGGCGCGUGCCCUGAGUAUCGCCUACAAGGAUCAGCACACAGUUCUGGCAGGUUUUGCCGACAGCAUGAUUCGAGUCUUCGAUACGAGGAAUGGAAAUGUCAUUCGGAAUAUCUCUUUGGGAAGCGGACCUCAUGGUGGACCCAAGGAAAUUCUAGUAUGGAAGGUCAAGUGCCUUUCAAACGGCGACUUCGUGUCGGGAGAUUCGACUGGCGACAUUCGGAUCUACAGCGGCAAGAAUUACAGUCAGACGCAAAGGAUAUCUGGGCACGAAGCGGACGUGCUCGAUCUCGCUGUGACCCGCGACGGAACCAGCAUAUUUAGUGCAGGAAUGGAUCGCCGUACCUGCUUCUACACGAGCAAGAAGGGGCAGUCUCAGGGACAGAGCGGGAAAUGGCGAAAAGUAUCGCACCAGAGGUAUCACGAGCACGACGUCAAGGCCAUGACAACAUAUGAGGGUCACAAACUUAGUGUGGUGGUCACCGGAGGUAUCGACACCCAGCCUAUCGUUGUUCCCAUCCGCACAUUUGGCAAGGAGCUUAGUCGUGGUCUUCCAGCUUUGCCUCCCACUCCUCCUCUAACAAGCGCCCCAGAGGCAAGGUUACUCGUUAGCUGGUGGGGCACAGAAGUACGGAUAUGGCGUGUUAAGCCUCAAGAUGACGGUACGGAGAAGCCCAAGGUUGUUGCGCGCCUCGCUCUACAGGGAGAGGAGAACAUCAUAUCAGUGUCAAUCUCUAGAGAUGGUGGACUCCUUGCCGUUGCGACAGCCAGCACGGUGAAGCUGUUCCAUCUACUGCAUCUGGCAGGCGCUGGGCAGGCCUUGCGUGUGCGCAGGCUGGAGAUGCCUUCUAUUUCUGGCGCGAAAACUCUCAAGUUGGCCUCAAACGGCAAAUGGCUAGCAGCUAUCACGGCGACAGACGACAUUCAGCUGGUCAGAAUUGUCCGGACAGACGAUCCGACAGACCCGCCUCGCGCAUUGGACAAGGUACAGCCCCUCUAUCGAGUCGAUCGGGACAUCACUACACAGAGUCCUCUUAGUGGACCCUCGGGAGCUUACGAGCGAUUCAUUGCACACGCCGACUUCUCAAAGGAUGGUAACGUCUUCGCUGUGGUUGAUCUGGCUGGCUACGUUGAUACGUGGGUCGUUGAGGGAAAUGAGGACACAACUGCCCCUGAGAUUGACAUCGACGAUGCUACUCCUGUUGCCGAUGAUGACGAUGAAUCUGACGACGACGAAGAGAAGACGAGCGAGCAGAUAACGUAUCUAGGUCAGCACUGGAUACGGAAUCCCUCUGGUCAUCUGCUUCCCCGACUGGAUUCGACGCCUGUUCUGCUCUCCUUCCAGCCCAGCUCAGACACCUCAAACCAACCGGAGCCGAACGGCAACCCUGCUGUACACCCCACAAGGAAUAACCCUCACCCCCAUUCACACGAGCUACCUACUACAGACUACCGAUUACUAUUGGUCUCUGCUGAGCAUCAGCUCUAUCUCUUCGAUGUCAUGACCGGUCGCCUAUCCGAAUGGUCAAGACGGAACCCAGCAUCCAGCUAUCCCCAUGAAUACAAACAGCUCGACCUUCCUGCAAAGGGUUGCAUUUGGGAUGUAACGGAUUCCCAACAACGGGUAUGGCUCUACGGUGAGAAGUGGCUGUUCAUGUUCGACCUCACCAAGGACUUCGCAAUCUCAGACGCCGAACAUGCAGGAAAGAAGCGCAAGCGCGAUGCUCUCAAGAACAACAGCGGUGCUGGUGAUGCGGUACCUCAAAAGGAGGCACCAGUCACCAAGUUGCGCAAGUUCCAGAACGAUGACGCGGAUAAGGCUGCAAAACAGAAGUGGAUCGACGUCAACGCUGUAGGUCGCAAGGCUGACGCCGAAGACGACGACGAUGAUGACAUGGAAGACACCACUCAACCCCUUGCUACCCUGCGGAGAGCCCAUACGCAAGACGGCGAGCCAACAAAUGCCGAGACAGAGGAGGACCAGGUCAACGGAGGCGGAGAAGUCGGACAGGUCGAGCAAAGUAAAAAGAACGAGCCGUGGUGGCACACAUUCAAGUACCGCCCCAUACUCGGUAUUGUGCCCAUCAGCGGCGACGACAGUUUCUCUGCGCCCGAGGUGGUGCUUGUGGAGAGGCCCAGUUGGGAUUUGGAUCUGCCGCCGAGGUUUGUAGGCACGCAUGAGCAGUGA